Messenger RNA from Prunus armeniaca (apricot), 201 nucleotides. The record is from the annotation of a GenBank genome assembly. NCBI's taxonomy places the organism in Eukaryota, Viridiplantae, Streptophyta, Magnoliopsida, Rosales, Rosaceae.
AUGUCGCUGGUUUGGAUGGAAGCUAUUCUCCCUCUUGGGAUCAUAGCAGGAAUGCUUUGCGUCAUGGGAAAUGCUCAGUAUUAUAUCCACAAAGCCGCUCAUGGCCGGCCGAAGCACAUCGGAAAUGACAUGUGGGACGUAGCCAUGGAGAGAAGGGACAAGAAGCUGAUAGAGCAGGCGACUGCUCCUUCUUCUAAUUAG